Messenger RNA from Zingiber officinale, 1221 nucleotides. RefSeq names its product 3-oxoacyl-[acyl-carrier-protein] reductase FabG-like. The record is from RefSeq and is a predicted model, not a curated record. The coding region runs from base 98 to 922 and encodes 274 amino acids. Lineage: Eukaryota; Viridiplantae; Streptophyta; Magnoliopsida; Zingiberales; Zingiberaceae. The transcript has 3 exons.
UCUAGAACUCUCACACUUGAUCACCCAGUGAUCACCCAUCUAAUUAAUGAUUUAAAGCUGCGUUUGUUAACUGCUUUUCCUCUCAAUCUCGACGGCAAUGGGGAGCGGAGGGAAGCUGGAGGGAAAGGUGGUGAUGGUCACCGGCGCCUCCUCCGGCAUUGGCCGCGAACUCUGUCUCAGCCUUGCUAGAGCCGGCUGUCGCGUCAUCGCGGCCGCGCGGCGGGCCGACCACCUCAAGACCCUCUGCGAGGAGAUCGCUGCGUUCCGACCGGGCAACCCGACUGCCGCCGUGGCAGUAGCGCUGGACGUUGGCGCCGAGGAGGCGGUCGUCGCGGCCGCUGUGCGGAGGGCGUGGGACGCGUUCGGGCGGAUCGAUGGAUUGGUCAAUAACGCCGGAAUUCGAGGAGGUGUGCAUGCAUCGGUCGAUUGGCCAAAGGAAGAAUGGGACGAAGUCAUCAGAACCAAUCUGACCGGUACAUGGUUAGUUUCUAAACACGUAUGCAGGUUGAUGCGCGACGCCAAGGUGAAAGGAUCCGUCAUCAACGUUUCAUCCAUCAACGGUCUCCUAAUUGGCUCUCGUGUUCCAGGAGCGACCGCUUAUGAUGCUUCCAAAACAGCUGUUCAUGCACUCACUCAGACGAUGGCAUUGGAUGUGGGCGGUUACAAUAUUCGGGUGAACGCGAUCGCGCCUGGACUGUUCAAAUCGGAGAUGACAGCUUCCCUAGUGUCGAAGCCAUGGCUGAGCGGAGUGGUAGAGAAAAUAGUCCCAUUGAGAACGUACGGCAUGAGCAUGACAGAUCCAACAAUAACAAUGCUCGUGCAGUACCUGCUUCAGGAUUCGUCCGACUACAUCUCGGGCAAUGUUUUCAUCGUCGAUGGGGGUACCACUCUCCCAGGGGUCCCAAUCUUCUCCUCCCUCUGAUCGGUUUUAUAUAUACAGAUAUGGGUCGGUUUCAAUAAGCUAGCACGGUUCUAGGUCAAACUCGAUCUGUACUUUAUCUGUAUUUUGCAACACUGCUACAAUAAAUAUAUAUAUAUAUAUAUAUAUAUAUAUAUAAAAGAGGGCAGAGCCAGAAAUCAAUCUUAUUGUUAAAAGAAGUAGAGGAUGAGGGUAAAGAAUAUAAGAGUUUUAAUAUUUGUUUUCAGGAUAAUAUAAUAUAUAAUAUUUAAGAUGUAUCCGGUCAAUUGACCAAAUAACAAAUAACAAAAUUAUUCUAAUAA